This is a messenger RNA of Sturnus vulgaris (Common starling), 3544 nucleotides long. Lineage: Eukaryota; Metazoa; Chordata; Aves; Passeriformes; Sturnidae. The record is from RefSeq and is a predicted model, not a curated record.
AUCUGAGAAAUUCAGAGCUGCCUUUUCAAAUUAUUUCAUGCAGGGUUUUGUUCUCCACCUCCCCUAAGCAAAUCUAGUUUCAGCACCAGCACUAGGUGUGUGUUACUAAAGCAUGCCCCAGUUAGCUGGGAUGUGAAAGAAGAGAUCAAUUGUUUUAAAAUAUCCUUUUUUCCCCAUGGGCUCUUCCUUUCACCCUUUAUUUUCUAAAAUCAUCUAUGUACUCACUGCUGGCAGAUUUUAUGCUUAAAGUGAGUAGCUAAUGCUUGACUCGAGAAGAAAGGAUGAAAUAAAAUAGACUUACAACUUCACCAAAGGAGCUGUGCAGAGGAGGAGAGUGCUGGACAUGCGUUCCCAGCGAAGCAUCCCCUACUGGGAAGUACCUGUGGUUUAGCUGCUCCUGGAUCUGCAGCCAGUCUUGGUGCAGCCUGUCUUCUGCCUUAGCUGUGCUUUGACACUACACUGGUGGAGUCAUUGUACAGCGCAGUUGGCAGAUUCCUUUUAUGAUUUUUAUGUGAAGUUAUAGUUUAAAUUCUAGACAAGCCUGCAAAAUAGCAAAAUAAGACUAGUAUUGCAUUGAUUAUUUAGAUUUUUGAACUUUUGGGUCAACCAUCUAACAAUCCAAAGGAAUGUGUAUUUGUUUCCUGAAAGAAAGACCUACUGUGCUUUAUAGUCUAAGGGACUAUUUGUUUUAAUUAACAGUGAAAAAAAUGUGCACGUUCACCAUGCAGUAAGUGAUUAACUGCUCAAAUCUCCUUUGGAGUUUGGAUACAAUGGGAUGUUUCAGGUGUUGAUAAGAGGGGGUUGCAUGGAGACCGAGGCAGCGUUACAGCUCUGCCCCAGCAUCCAGCAGGGCUUGUUUGGGAGGCCACGCUUGGCUUCCCUCCAGAGCCCGCAGCCCGACAGUGGGCUCCCAACUGCGACCUCCUGCUUUUCCCCGCUGACACGGCUGUGCGGAUACACCUACCUUUGACCUCUCCUGGUUUGCUUUGUGGCAGUAAACACCCGAAAUUUGCUCAGCUAAUACAAUAGCCCUGUACUUUUUGACAGAAACGCCUGUGGUUAACCUCUGUGGGCUGCAUGCUGCAGUAAAAUGAAGGGUGGUAGAAGUUAAACAAUGGGUGUGACUACCACAAGAUGGGUGUUAGUGGGAAAGUGGUGUAACAUCCACUUAGCAUUCCAGAGAUGUGAAAUAUAAUUAUGAUUUAAAUGCCGAAGAUGUAAGUUGCAAGAUGAGUAACUCCAAGGACAUGAAAGCCUCCCUUAUCUUCCUUUCUAUCCCACUCAGAAUCAUUUUGCACACCCACAAAACUAAUACAAGUAGUGUCACUUGAUGAAAUUACACCUGAUACAUGACUUGUACCAUCACUUACAUUUCUGUCAGUGUGGGCUCUGUUUAUACCAAAGGAAAAAUUCCAAUCUCAUUUACAACAUUUAAAGUUGGAAGUAAUUUUGUUCUCAGUGGAAUUACUCCCUAUUUAUACUCCUACUCAGAUCAGAAUCUGACCCAGGCUUUGAAUUUUGUCUUAUUUGUUCUCAUCCUUUCCUGUCAUAGACAGAAGUCCUCAAUCUGUGAAGGGCUCCUCAUACCUUCAUUUAUGUGUCUUUGCAGAAAUGGCUUAUGAACAGGUCUGUAACGUUAAGAAUUAUUGACUGAGCCCUGUGAGCAGCUGGUUGCUGAGUAUACAUGAAUAGCUGCUUAAUGUCUUUUACAUCAUCCAGCAUAUGUGGGAAGGAGAGCAAGAAUGCAGAAGUGCAGCCCAUGCCUAGAUGAGGGGCUACACAGUUCUGUAGCAAUUGCAGCAUAGAGAAGUUAAAGAACAAAAGACAGGGGGAAGCAGUGACUUUUCAGAUACAUGUACAUCUGUGCCUUCAUGUCUGACUGAUAUCACUGCCUGAAAUGGAGCUCUAGAGUGGAUAAAGUGAAGCAUUUACUCCAAAGUGUUUGAUGAGAUGACACUAGCAACUCGACAAGAAGUUCUUGGCCUUUACCGCAAGGUUUUGCAAAUAGCCAAGAACUGGCAGUCGGCAUCAGGGCAGAUAGAGGAAACCAUGAGAGAGAAAGAGUACAUUAGAAAUGAAGCCAGAACAUUAUUCCGAAAAAACAAAAACGUAACAGAUCCAGAGCUGAUUAAGCAGUGCAUAGAAGAAUGUGAGGCAAGAAUAGAAAUUGGACUUCAUUAUAACAUCCCCUACCCGAGACCUAUCCAUCUGCCUCCUAUGGGCCUUGCCCAUAAACAAGGCCGUACAUUGCGACACCAGGAAAAGUUAAGGAAGAUUUCUAAGCCAAUAUACCUGAAAUCCCAUGAUGAAGUUUCAUAGGCCACCAUUUAAGCUGUGAUGUGUAAUCACAUCCUUUAAACUGUGAACUGCAAUCCAGGUGAUUUGUGUGCACGACUGUGAAUGGUGUGGUCACUUGCUCACACAUUUCCUGAUGCCAAAAAGCCAAUUGAUCCAUUGUGCAUGAUGGAUAAGGUUGGUUUAGUAUUUAUUACAUUUCAACCACUGACUUGUCAAUAAAGGUAACACUUUUUAAGGACUGAGGAGUGAUACAAAGUUUACUUUGACAUCAGGACAAACUGCAGCAGGAUUUCAAACUCUGUCUGUAAUAGGGUUCUCUGUGCUCAGUUGUGACUCAAGACAGUGCCUUGUGUAAGGUCAGCCAAAAUCCAAGAAGUCUGGGACAGUCAAGCACAGUUCCUCCAGAGCUUCUGAAUGCCAGUAGGAAUACAGUCACUGCACCUUGUACCUGCUCUCCUUCCUCUCUGCUCCCUGCUGUCCCUGGAGGAGAAUUCCAGUUUCACAAUACCCUUAUGGGGAAGUUUAGUUUCUGGACAGUAGAAAAGAGCAGUAGUGCCACUACUCCUUUUCCUUUAGGCAAACUGCAGAGGAGUGGCCUAGAGUCCCUAUGUCAGCUUUUUUCUCCCUUCCUUUGGAGAGGGUGUGGAUGUGAAAUGCAAAGUUUGGAAUGCUAUUACACAAGUCUGAGUAAAACAUUCCAGUGUUGGGUUCCUCAAGUUCCCAUGUAUGGACUGGAUGAAAACUAUGCCUUUAGGAUAUCACUAUGGGAACAAGCUUAGGAUGCUUUGGUGUCCUCACUGGCUGUUUUCAGAUGGUCAGCUUUUCAGCAUAAUCAGAACACUGGCUUUCUCAACUAUUAUUUUAAUUUUAGUGCUGGGUUUUAACUCUUAUGGACAGAACCCUAAAUUUAAUAAAAGAAAGUAUCUACAAGUCUCUUAAGUUUAAGGGGUAUUUCUGUUUCCCAGGUGCCUCAUGAAUAGAAGUAAAAUGAAAUUAAUUUUCCUUUCACGGGCUACCAGUUGUUUUGGCUCCUUUGCAGUCCUCUGACUUUAGCAGGCUAUUGACAUGUUCUUUUCAGGGAAGUUAGGGGAGCCUUCCAUCCUUUAGGCUGAAAAUACCAGUGAGACCAAACUUGGACAAGAGCCACACUGUGUUGUACACUACCUAAGACAGUCCACAGCACUUCAAGGACAACCUAUUCCAGCCUGACAUUAACAGUGGCAAAAUAAAGCAAAUUUGAAACAUG